Messenger RNA from Culex pipiens pallens (northern house mosquito), 2752 nucleotides. RefSeq names its product probable G-protein coupled receptor Mth-like 14. The transcript is spliced from 6 exons. Lineage: Eukaryota; Metazoa; Arthropoda; Insecta; Diptera; Culicidae. The record is from RefSeq and is a predicted model, not a curated record. Bases 591 to 2618 code for a protein of 675 amino acids.
UUGUAGAACUCUCGGCAGGGAAAAGCUACAAGACUCUCCCACCGCCGGCUCAGUCCCAAUCUCUCCAGCCGCGUGAACAGGUGCUUGUAGUUAGUUGAGGCCUAAAAAUAUCCGACAAACUGUGUGAUAAAAAUGUGACUUUUGUGAUAGCAUGUUAAUUCCUGUGUGAGUUCGCGCGCGCGUUAAUUAAAGCAGCCAGUUACGUCACCACGGUGCUGCGUAUUUCGUUGGGGGCGCAAAUAUUUGCUCGCGAAUUCAUCAUCAGCUGUGAAAUUGUUGAGGAAGACCGGUUCCGUAGUACGCACCGCCGCUGGUUUGCGACAGUCGUCUACGCGCAGUAGGGACGUUCUUCCGAUAAGACUGGUAGUGAUCUCUGCCAAGUGUUCAGUACACAUUACGCGGUACGCGACCGGACAACGCGUUGAAAGUGGACAAGUGUUCUUGGAAGGAGUGAUAACUGUGCUACACCUCGUUUCUUGAAGUACCAAGGUUGAAGAUUGUGCGAUAUUGGACAGGGUUUCGUAAAAAAGUAACACUCAAGAAUCUUGUCAACGAGAUUGUGUCAGUGCGAUUGCAUAAAGUUGGGCAACAUGCGCCUGAAAGUAGGCACGGCUUUGUUGUUCUUGCUAGUUCUAGCAAAACAAGGUCGAGCCCUUCCGGGACUGCUGGAAGGAAGUGGAGAUUACGACGACACAGAGGUGCUCGGCACCUCGAAGAAUCCGUACGCGGCUACCAAAUCGGUAGACGACGAAAUUCCGGAUUCUGGCGAUACCGACGGUGCGAACUACCCGGAGGAUGACGAUGAUUACGACGUUACAGAUGACGGUGGUGAGUCCGUACAAAGCAACAACGCUACCACCAAUACAAAGUCCUCGAUAGCAUCUCUGGACACUGGACCCAUCCGGUUCAACCUGAUGGAGAGCUUCGCAACGGAUGUCAAAACAAUUGACGAAGACAUCUUGGAUCCAAUCGAGUCCGACGAUGGAAUCUACCCUGAAGAUGAGGACGAUUACAACAUUACGGAUGUCGGUAGCGAGUCCGCCAGUACAAAGUCUCCGUUGGACAGUGGACCCCUCCGGUUUAAUCUGAUGGAGAACUUUGCGUCGGAUAACGAUACGUUUGAGCCGGCGCUGACUGCGAAGAAAGAACCGGAAGUUCAAAGCUGUAGCGGACACAAGAAGCUCGCAUCGCAGCCGGCUUUUGUCAACAGCACGGUCAACGUUAUCAGGAAGUGCUGUCCACCGGGUGAAAGCAUCCAGCUGGGUGACCGACCGGGUCAGGCCGCCCUAUGCCGUCCCGGGGAACCGCACGGACCCUUCCAGGUGGAUGCCAUCUACGCCGCGUUCUACGAGCUGUGCAUCGAAGAUCUGGAGGAGCCGGUUCCACCGCCCCUCGGAGUGGCCUACGGAAAUCCGUGCACCCACGAGCACGACAUGCUGACCUACAGCCAGGAGUGGCACGACCUGCUGUACGUGGUCCAAAAUGGGUCGCUGCUGGUCACCAACGGUCACGCCAACUCGUGCAACCUGUUCGAUCUGUACUGCUUGGACGUGAACCGCGACGGAGGGGCGCUGACGGCAUACGUGUGCUACUCGGAGGCCCGCUGGAACCUUGGCGGGGACAUCUUCCGGGGGCAGAUGCUGGCGCUGGCACUCUGUUUGAUCUUUGCCAUUCCGCUGCUGCUGGCGACGGCGUACUUUUACGUGGCGAUUCCGCGGUUUAACGAUAUCCACGGGAAGGCACUUUCGCUGAAUUGUGUCAACUUUGCGAUUGCACUGCUGCUGGAGAGCAUCUUCCAGCAUCGGACGAAGGGCAAUGGGUCGACUGAUGAUACGAUUGUGCUGGCAAACUAUGCUGAGUACUUCAUUCUGGCCACGUUCUUCUGGUUGCUGGUGAACUGUGUGAACAAUUGCAUUCAUGCUUGGUAUUUCCUUCCAAGGGGCAUCCAAAUCAAAAUGGGUGGCGAAAAACGCACUUUUGCACUGUACGCUGCCUUCGCUCAACUGUCGCCGUUGGCCAUCAUCUUGCUUAAUCCGCCACACGCAGACCACACCGCGGUCAAGCACUACUUCUUCGUGCCGAUCAUCGUGAUCAUCUCGCUGAACCUGCUUAGCUUCGUCAUCACGUACUGGGGCUUCCAGCGGGUCAGCAACAUGCUGAUCGAUCACUACAUCACCAGGGGUCGACUUAGUGGCACCACCAGCGGCGAUUCUUCGCUGGCCAACCUGCCCAACAUCCGGCAGGUGGACGUGAACCGGGCCAAGUACAUGACCAAAUACACCGCCAUGCUGUUUGUGGUGAUGUCCGGCGUGUGGAGUGUCACAAUUGCCACGUACUACACCACGCGGACCAUCCCAAUUCUGUACGACAUCCUGUUUGGGCUGCAGGGCAUCCUGAUCUUCAUCAUCUUCAUCUGUCUGCCGAGACCGUUCCGGACGGUGAAGGGCUGGUUCCAGAAGAACCACUACUGCGGCUGCCAUCCCGAUCCGGACGAGGUGGAUCUGCGGCGGAACCGAAACUCGUACCGGGUUAGUGGCACCACCAAUGGUGCCAAUAAUGGCGCGGCGAGGGAAAGUGUCCCGCUGAACAAUGUGACCGUGACGAAGGUGGCAUCAUGAAGAGUGAAAGGGUGUCACUCUCGGUUUCUCUCGCUUCUAUUUCUGUCGUUCGAAUUUCAGUAGAUAAUUUUAAUAAAAUACUGUAAGUCAUGUGGUUACUAUAAGUUUUGAAAUAAAAUCUAUGUUAAAUUAUA